CACACACACUGACCAAUAAGAAAUGUCUGUAUCCGUUUCCAGGGUAACGUAACUGCUUAAGGCGGAUCCUCUGCUUUCACUCUGGCUUGCUUAGCCGAGUCUACUCACGCUAUAGUUCGGUACAAAAUGUAGUUUAGAAAAACAAUAAGUAUGUAGCUGGAGGACGUGAUCGUGGGCAAGUGUCUUAAGGUGGAUAUAAGCAGUGCCGGCUUGUGGGAGACAGCGCGGGACUGAGUCCAUGGCUGUGGUCCCAGCACCUCUCUGUAAUGGAUGGCAGCUCUUGCUGUGGUCAUGCCAGAUGUAGAACCUUUGCCAUGUGAGUAUUCCCCAGCAGCCUCCUCUGCUGGCUGCAGCAUGGACCUGGAACCUUGCUUCAGCGAGUUGCCAGAUCCUCUUUCGGUACUUGGCCCCCCACUAUCCAGUUUCCCUCAACACAGAAACCCCUCAUACAUCAACCUAGAUGCACCAGUGAAUCGCUGUCCAGCAGGACCCAACAACAACCUCCUUAGCAACAUGGGGCUUAAGUACUGUUCCACCAGCAAUGUGCAUCCACUGAAACAACCAGAGUCUCAGUCCAGCAACCAGGCAGGGCAACUCUCACAGAGCUGUAUCAACUUGGGCAAUAAUCGACUAUACCGUAGCCUGGAAAAUCUGCACUGGAAUGCAGACCCUGGUAUGUAUACUUACAGAAGCAUGGAGAGUGAGUUUGUUCUCCACUGUACCUCCAGCAGUCAGUGGUAUGAUGGAUCUUCUCAUGGAUCACAGGUCUACGCUAUGAUGCACUCCCCCGAGAACAUGGCUUUCUGUCCUCGUCAGGGACUAAUGAGGAAGGACUUGCCUCUCUUUCCACAGUGGCUUUUUCCUGCUGUGGAGGACUGGGCCUUGAAUGGAAAUGCCCGGAAAGGCCUGAGAGACAAACUUCGUCUUCAGAGCACUCGUGUGGCUGAGCCUAACAAGCCCCUUCGCCCUCAGCCUUUGCUAAGUAACACCCUGCAUCCUUUUAGCAAUCAUGAAAUAGCAUCACAUUUUGGUCAUCUCUCAUCCCCAGGACAGGUGAAUGGCAAGAAAGAGCUGUAUGCUCGCCGUAUCACCAGCCAAGAGGAAAUCAAGCAGGAGGUGAUGCGGCGGCUACAGCUUCACAGGCAGAGGAGCACUCCUAACCUGGCACUCAGCUCCAGCCAGGAAACCAACUUCAGUAAGUCACACACCUCUGAACAUCUCAACAGUACUGCCCAGUCUGCACCUGAGAGGAAAAGACCUCCCAUGAGUCGCUUGCACAUCCCGACAUUUGAAGAGUUCAAGAGGAUGAGGCAAAAAGAGGGUACUGAUGGCCUGCAUUCUUCAACAACGCCACCUUGUGGAGUAGCCAGACAGGAUAGAAAAUGCAGAGAGGGAAACUGUGAAGAGAAACUUAAAGACAGAUUACAUAAUGAGGCUAAAAUGGUCACAGAAGUCUGGCAAAACUGCAGCACAACUGAUUCAGCCCAUCCAUGUGGUUCCAGUGGAGAAGAGUCAAGUAACGGCAGGUCCACUGAAGAAGAUUCACAUGCCCCAAUCUGCACAGGACCUGUACCUCGCUCUCCUCUGCAACCCCAGAGUACCACUGCAGGAGAAGAGCACACUGAGAAAGCAGGAGACUCUGGAAGUAUGGAUCCAGCUCUGGUCCCUUUCCCUCCCAACAGGGAGAGUGCUGAGGGGGCAUCAACCUGCUGUCCUGCCAUACUACUGGAUGGGAAAGAUCUCUCUAACUAUGGAGCCAAGAUCUACAAGAUGAAGGCAGACCUCCUUGGAUCAGCGCUGGACCUCAUAAAGAAGAGCUGCAGUGCAGAAAUCAGCGCCAAAGCCCCCGUCAGGCUGUCACAUGACCAGCACGACGGUACUGACAUCACCACUCCACAGCCCAGGUGUCAAUCUUCCUGCGUUGCCAUGACAAUGCCAGCCUGCAGACAGGAGGCUUGCAGUGAAGCUACUGGACGAGAAGAGCCAAGAGAAUGCAAGCUCUUUGGGUUGGGAUGCAGGCGCUCCAGCUCAGACGCAACUUAUGAGCCGGCUGGAUCGGUGAGGGCGCAGCGGGAGUGUCGCCUGCGCCCUCACUACAGUGACCCAAUGCCCACUGACGCUGCCAAGCGCAAGCAGCUGGAGAUGAAGAUUGCUGCAGCUGCACGUCUCCACAGUCAACGCAGGGACCGAGAUAGUGGUAUGCGCACAGUUAGGGGCCACUCUGAGCCUCGAGGAGAAGGUCGGAAUGGACGCCUGGGUGUGAAUCGUGUGUGUCAGCACCGCUGGAGCACAGUAAGUAGUGUGAGUGCAGACAGUGGCGUGGUAGGGCUGAGCGAUGAGCGUGAGGAUGAGGAGGAGCCACGCCAGACUCGCUGCAGUGCCGGGUCUGACGUGGAGCGAGUGGACAGUGGUAUCGGGUCUGGACUAGCACCGAUCUGGAAAAGACCCUCAGAAUCAUUUAAAACAUGGGAGGCUCAGCGGCCAUGUCCAGACUGUGGCCACCGAGACACCACUCGAGAGGAGGGCAUGUGUGAGCGAUGCUCAAAGUUACGGACUGAGCGCAAGGAGGCCAUUCUGGAGUUCCUCAACACAGAGUCAAGUUACGGCGAGGAUCUGCGCAUCAUCAAGGAAGAGUUUUACUUCCCCAUGCAGAGUGCAGGGCUGCUCACAGCCGAACAGUUAACUGUGGUCUUCAGCAAUGUGCAAGAGCUUAUUGAUGUGAAUGACAGGUUCACCGAGCAUCUGCAGGACAACAUUGACCAAGCACUCGAUCAGGGAGAUGAAGAUCUGCUCACAGUAUGCAUUGGAGAAAUCUUCUUGGAGUUUGUCAACAUGCUACCAGCCUUUCAAACCUACUGCUUGCAGCAAUCAACAUCUGUCAACAUGCUUAACACACUGGAGAAGGAAAAAGAGUUGCUUAGGAUUUUCCUUGAUGUAUCCCAGAAUGACAAUACGGCCCUGCGUCGCAUGAAUCUGCGCUCCUUCCUCAUGGCUCCAUUGCAGCGUGUGACCAAGUAUCCGCUGCUGUUGAGCCGUAUCAUCAAGGCCACCAACGAAUACCACCCUGAUUACGAGCGUCUGAAGGAGGCCAAAAGUCGUGUGGAGUCUCACCUGGAGCACAUCAACAUGAAGAGCAAGCAGGAGGGCACAGCCACGUGGUCUCUGCGCUCCUUCAGGCGUGAGAGCCGCAAGAACCGUGAAGUGAUAAACAUUGAGAUGAGAGAGACAUCCAUGAAGCUUGUAGGCUGGGCUCGUGAGAGCACGCGCUUUAUUAUGGAGGGUCCGCUGCAGAUCUCGCAGCCUGCUGAUGGCCAGUGGGUGAAAAAAGGCAGCAAGUCCCUAAAGUUCCAGAAUGUUCAAAGCCUGCUAAUGGUGCACACGGCAGAUGGAGGGCUACGUGGAGACCAGACAGAGACCUUUGAGACCGUGCAGGAUGGUGUGCUUGUACUGAUUAAAGAUAAAAGCAGUGGCAAGUUUGCUGUACUGCGUGAGCCCAUCCAUCUGGCUAACUGUGUGGUUUCGACCGACCCGGACUGUGAUGACACGUUCGAGGUGCUGGACAUCCGACGCGAAGCCUUUGUUUUACGUGCCCCUGACAAGUCACGUACACAGCAAUGGUUUCGUCUAAUUAAGAGGUACGCGUGUGAUCUGGGCCUGUGGAAAAAAAGACGCAACGCACUCCCUAAUAUAAUGAUCAACACGUCCCAGAGCCGUUCUUGAGACUUAUUUAAGCAACUGGUGGAAAUCAUUUCAAAAAUAUUUAAUUGACAGUAUUACGUUAUGGGAAAACAAAUGUUUGAUGAUUUGGCCAGAAAAGUGCACUUUCUUUAGGUAAACACUGACGCAACAAAAUGGGGGGGGGGAUCAGCUUUUGGUGGACCCAAAUGAGAAUGUGGUUGGGAACAUCACUGGCCACAGAUUGUGCAAUUUGCUAUUGACAUAAAUGUUUUCAAUAAUUAUUUGUAACAGCAUGAGUGAAAAUAUUUGUUUAAAAAUUAUACAGAGAAAGAAAAUUAUCAUUAGAAAUCCUUUUUAACAAAGACACACAAAAGUGACAAAUAGUGUAAUGUGUGAAUACUGAGCCAGAUUUCAUGUGGGUUUUUUUUUUCCCCCAUUAAGAUAUGUCACAGCUCUCUUCCUGUUUUCUUUAGUCUGCAAAAUGACUAAAUGUUCCAUUUCCACUACCAGUGAAGCGUUCAAGGCAAUUUGCGUUUGUGUCACUGUAAUUUAAUUUGAAGCUAUAAUGAGCUACUCACGCCAUCUGAAUCCUAAAAGACUCAUAUACCUGCAUCAUCACUGUGCUGGGGGAACAAAGCAGCAAUAACUAACAAGCACAUUGUAGCUACAGUACACUAAUGCUGGUUUUAAUUCACCAUUCUCCUUACUGACACACUGCAGUAAGAUAAACAUAACAACAUUUGUUUUAUAUACAUAUACAGUAGCAAGUCUUUUAUCAAUCAGUAAUGUUGAUUUCACUAAUUGCUGUUGCCACACUAAAGUUAGUGGUGAAACUGCAUCUGGUCACAAUAUAGUAGCAGUAACUUUAAAUUUUGGAGUGUCAGAAAGAGAUCUUCCAAAACCAAGAAACGUUAACCAUUUGAUAAAUGAUAGGAAAGAAAACUGCGUGCCUUUCGUUUGAUUGCCUACUGACGCAUCAGAGCCUGUUUCCCCCGCUCCAAUUAAAUCUUAUGAGAAAAUGUGUUGUUCUCUAAACGUCUCCCACAAUCUCCAUCAAGCUAAGAGAAAGUCUUAUUUUCUGUUUAAUGCACUUUAGCCUAUGAUGUGGAAAUAUUUGUUUUAAUUAUUAAAAGCUUUACUCUUUAUUUUCAAACCAAGAAAGCUGAUGGUUGACUUGAGCAAUAUCCAUCAACCAAAUCAUCUAGUAUGGCAUCCAUCCAUCCAUCCAUUUUCUAUACCGCUUAUCCUACAGGGUCAUGGGGAACCUGGAGCCUAUCCCAGGGAGCAUGGGGCACAAUGUGGGGUACACUCUGGAAGUGGUGCCAAUCCACCACAGGACACAAUCACAUACACAUUCACACACCCAUUCAUACACUACGGACACUUUGGACAUGCCAAUCAGCCUACCAUACAUGUUUUUGGACUGGGGGAGGAAACCGGAGUACCCAGAGGAAACCCCCGCAGCACGGGGAGAACAUGCAAACUCCACACACACAGAGCAGCGGCGGGAAUUGAACCCCCAACCCUCAAGGUAUGAGGCGAACGGGCUAACCUUGCACCCAAUCUAGUAUGCCAUUUUCCAAAGUUGUCCUAAUGCUAAAUAUAAUUAAUAUUUUAAACACGUACUUGCUGUUACAUUUCCCUUAUGAGGAUGCAUAAUAUGUGACAUAAUUCAAAUUAAAUUGUAAAACAUUUGCAUUUUUGUGUAAAGCAGUGUAAUUUCAAUUUCAGUGUCUAAACUUGUCAGAUUCUGCCAUAUUUAAAAGGUUACAACAAUUCUUACAUUUCCAAUGGCACUUUCUCAUCCCCAUACUACAAAUGGGAUUUUGGGAGGGAAUUUUUUAAAAGGCAUGCAUUUCAGGGAAGUGUAAA
This is a messenger RNA of Ictalurus furcatus (blue catfish), 5550 nucleotides long. RefSeq lists its product as uncharacterized. The record is from RefSeq and is a predicted model, not a curated record. The transcript is spliced from 7 exons. The coding region runs from base 271 to 3720 and encodes 1149 amino acids. Gene Ontology annotation, molecular function: guanyl-nucleotide exchange factor activity. Gene Ontology annotation, biological process: positive regulation of Rho protein signal transduction. Lineage: Eukaryota; Metazoa; Chordata; Actinopteri; Siluriformes; Ictaluridae.